GUCCAAUCAUCCCGUUGUAAUGUCAACCGGAUUCCGGUAAUCACCAUUGUUCGUACCCUUCUAACCGUUUCAUAUAUAAAAUCACUUAACAUCCAACCCUCUCUUUUGCAAAUAAACCUAUAUUUCUGAGUCAUAUUUUUUAUAUUCAGCACGUAACUCAAGAAGCUAGCAUAGCUCACAGGUUCAAACAAGUCUGCAAUUUGACAAGAAGAAAUAAAGGCUUGCCAUGGCUGAAGAGUUUCAAGCUAGAAUUUGUGGUGAAAACUGGUGGAGUAGUUCUAUUGAUUCAUCACCGAUUGCUUCUUCUCCUUGUUCCGUGGCAGCUCAUAAUGAUGCAGGAAUCUACAGCACUCGUCAAACAGAUUUGAAGGCAACCAAGUGCUGUGUUGAAGAGACUAACAAUUUGCUUUCCAACACGUACCUGGGUUUUGCUGAUGCACAGAAGUCACCCAAGAGUGAAUCAGCCAGAGGAAGUGACAGCUUGUUGAUCGAUUCCACCUUACAGAUGAUGGGUUUUGGCCUUACAUCUUCAGCAUCAGACAAUUGGAAUCAACAUCUAUUAGUUCGAUGCAAUGGAAGGGCAGAGAGCAAUUUUGAUUCCGUGCUUCAGGAAGAAACGGGAAUAGAUUCUUCUAAUUCACAAAUCCGCAGGAAUUGGAACCCAAAGAGCUUCUCCUGUGCUGGUGGAGGACACCAACAAAUUGAUAAUUUCAAGCCAUUGAAUCAAGAAUUUUCAGUAGAUUACCAGAAUCUAUGUUCGUUAACCAGCAAUGGGUUAUCAUCAAAUCGUGAUUUUGCAAUUGGAUCAGCCUCAUAUGGUAACCCUUCACCGUUACGAAGCUUAUAUGAACCUGAUCCUCAUCCACAAUUACCACAGCACUCACUUUUCACCAACCAUUCAAUGUCCUAUUCAUCAAAAGCAAGUUAUGGGACACCCUGCACUGAACUAACGCCAACAUGGUCUAAAGUCACUACUUUUCUGAAGCCCACAACUAUAGCAAAGCAACACCCUAUUGGACUUCACUUUUCUAACAACACCACUUUCUGGAGUGCUUCCGCCGACGCACUUAACGACAUAAGAGCAGGUACCUUUGCUUCAUCACAAUCACAAUAUCAAACGCCAACUUUCGAUCAAGAGAAACCCAAUUGCCCAAGUAUUCUAUUAAACAAGCUCAACAGUGAAGAAACUCUAGAUUCGGCAACAAUGGCGAAGAAAGAUGCUUGUGAAGCAGCAUUAAAGAGGCCAAGGAUUGAAACUCCGUCCCCAUUACCGACUUUUAAGGUUCGGAAAGAGAAGCUAGGGGACCGGGUCACUGCUCUUCAGCAAUUGGUUUCACCUUUCGGAAAGACCGACACCGCAUCCGUUCUUCACGAAGCCAUCGAGUACAUCAAGUUCCUUCAUGAUCAAGUCAAUGUUUUGAGUACCUCAUAUAUGAAAAACGGAGCUCCCAUCCAACCGCAGCAGGUACUAAAAACAUGA
Molecule: messenger RNA, 1480 nt
Organism: Vigna umbellata (rice bean)
Lineage: Eukaryota; Viridiplantae; Streptophyta; Magnoliopsida; Fabales; Fabaceae
Source: RefSeq, a predicted model, not a curated record